AUGAGGCAAACGGGUGGAAUUAUAGCUUGUUUUCUAGUCGUGGCCCUGUUGCCAUUCUUAUCACUCGGAGAUGCACCAAAACCACCAUCAUUUUCCACUGGAGGAGGCACCAAGAAGGACAAAUUAAAGACUGAAAAGCUACCGCCCUGCAAGGCGUGCACAGUGUUCGUGAAUUCGUUUCGCGAUGGCAUCAAGCGUACGGAACGUGCCAAGCAUGAUGGUGGUGACGCAGCUUGGGAGGAGGAACGGUUGGGCAGCUACAAAACUAGCGAGCUGCGGUUAGUCGAAAUACAGGAGCGUCUUUGCACGGAUGUGGUCCGUGGUGAGGAUCAGUGUCAUCAGUUGGCGGAAGAAUAUGAAUCCCAGAUAGAAGAAUGGUGGAAAAACUAUCAAUCCACGGAUCCGGAUCUGCACCGAUGGUUAUGCGUGGAACAAGCGAUCGUCUGCUGUCCGGAUGGGUUCUACGGACCGAACUGUGACCCAUGCCCGACAUGCUUUGGCAAUGGAAAAUGUAAAGGAAAUGGUACACGCAAGGGCAACGGAAAAUGUGCCUGUGACGAAGGAUACACUGGCGAUAACUGUGAUAGUUGUACGGAGGAGUACUAUCAGGCGUUCCGGGAUGACACGAAACUGCUGUGCAGUCGAUGCCAUGGUGCGUGUGCUGCCGGUGGUUGUACCGGUGCGGGACCGAAUGCAUGCCGAGUUUGUCGUAACGGAUGGGUGAUGGACAGUGCCCGGGGAGGCUGUGUGGAUGUGGACGAAUGCAUAAAAGAGGCACCAUGCUCAAGGCAACAGUUUUGCGUGAACAACGAAGGAUCGUACAGCUGUUUGGAGUGUGAUAAAUCGUGCGAUGGCUGCAACGGGGAUGGUCCGGAUUUGUGCGAAAAAUGUGCUGCUGGAUACGAGCUAAGAGAUGGAAUGUGCACAGAUACGUCCAACGAGAAGCGUAACCAGUACGCCACCUUUACGCGUUACCUAACCUACCUCGGUCUGUGUAUUGCCACUUGCAUCGUGCUACAGAACUCGACCUGGCUAGCGGCGCUGGUUGGAUUAGCCGUUGCCGUCUACAUUUCCGUUUCGGAGUACUGGCUCAACACUGCCCCACAACAACCGGCGGCACCGUCGCCACGCAUUUUAGACGAGAUUCUUCAGCAGCAUUAA
Messenger RNA from Anopheles marshallii, 1161 nucleotides. RefSeq names its product cysteine-rich with EGF-like domain protein 2 (gene Creld). The transcript is spliced from 3 exons. Lineage: Eukaryota; Metazoa; Arthropoda; Insecta; Diptera; Culicidae. Gene Ontology annotation, molecular function: calcium ion binding. The record is from RefSeq and is a predicted model, not a curated record. Bases 1 to 1161 code for a protein of 386 amino acids.